CGUCGUCGUCUCCUUUCCUCCCCCUUUCCCUCGGCCCCCCUCCCCGCAUCCUGCCUGCAUUACCCCCCCUCGCGUGUCCCUCUCCGAUCCCUCACCCCCCAGAUUCCUCCUGCCUACGCUCGCGGUCGCGGGCGUCUCCUACCCGCCCGAUUUCGUUUCGCCUCGGAGCUCGUCGUCGUCGUCGUCGUCCCCGGUGCGCUUUUCUCUUCGCGGGCGAUUCGCUGCGCCUCGUCGUCGCCGGCGACCUCGGCCCGAGUGUAGCAGGGCAGGUCUGCUUCCACGGACGUCUUCGCUGUUCGGGAGGUGGCGCCCCACCUCCACCGUCUCCCUCCUCUUCCGCCUGCCUGCUCUAGUGGGGUGCCGGACCUAGCGGUGGAGCGGAGAUCCGCCCGGGCUUGGAUUGCUUUCGUCGUCUUGCUGGCUUUGAGGUGGAGACGGCAUUAAGUUGAAAUUUUUAUCACACGAGGAAGCAAAAACAAGAAAAAUUCACAUUUCAGUGUUGCACUCUGUGGAGGGUUCAUUGUGGUCCACCAAACUACUACAGUAUUGGAGGGUUUUUGUUGAAGUGCUCCUCAUGUUCAUCAUCUGCAAAGUGGCAUAGGCUCAUAGCAUUGUAGCUGAUCAGUCUGCAUGAUCUUGCUAUGAGUACAUAGAUAAAUCAUCAUCGUAUCUGUAUUCAGUAUGCCACCAUGGUGGGGAAAAUCUUCAUCCAAAGAAGUGAAAAAGACAGCCAAAGAAAACCUCAUUGACACAUUUCAGCGUCUCAUAAGUUCAAAUGAGCAAAAGGGAAGCAGAAAAUCACGAGGUAGUCGUAAACAUGGUAAAGACACAGCUGGUGACAAAGGUUGCUGGUCUACUGCCCAAUCCCGCUCAACAUCCCCUUCAAAAGAGGUCUCUCGGUGUCAGAGCUUUGCAGCAGAUAGACCACCUGCGCAACCACUUCCUCUUCCUAAAUCACGUGCUAGGGUGACGCGUACUUCUUCUGAUAUUACCAACUCAAAGUCCACUUUGGAAAAGCAUGGCAAAGGACAACUGCUUCCACUCCCCCCUACUCAGCCUAGAAAAAGACCUGAAGCUACUGAACCUGUUACUGAAGUAGCUACUGCUUCUGUCUCCAGCAACUGUUCUAUUGAUAGUGAUGAUCCUGGUGAUUCUCGGCUUCAGAGCCCUGUGGGAAAUGAGGUUGAAAAUGCGACUAGAAUUACUGCAACAAGUAGUUCAAGUGUUUUGCACAAAGAGCGUUCUAGUGCUAUCACCAAAAAGAGCACCAAGGAAGUUGCAAAGCCAAACAAUGCUUUUCUCAGUAACCAAAUCUUGUCAACAUCUCCAAGAGGUACCGUUGCUGAUGGUUAUCAAUCCAAUUUACAAAGCCCCCGACAGAUUGCCCUGGAGAGUGCUCCGAAUAGUUUGAUGUCAAGUCCUUCUCGAAGCCCAAGGAUUAUAUGUCCUGAUCAGAUUCCAACUUCAGCUUUUUGGGCAGUAAAGCCUCAUACUGAUAUAACUUUCCUUGGGUCUGGUCAGUGCUCGAGUCCAGGUUCUGGUCAGACAUCUGGGCAUAAUUCAGUGGGAGGUGAUAUGCUAGGCCCAAUCUUUUGGCAGCCUAGCCGAGGUAGUCCAGAGUGUUCACCAAUUCCAAGCCCAAGAAUGACAAGUCCUGGUCCAAGUUCUAGGGUGCAUAGUGGAAGUGUCUCUCCUUUGCAUCCAAGAGCUGGUGGGGUCACUCCUGAAUCUCCAACAAAUCGACACGCUGAAGGGAACAAGAAACAAACCCACAGAUUGCCGCUUCCUCCAAUAAGCACAGCUAAUAUUUCCACCUUUUUGCCAAACAGCUCUACCCCAGCUAGUCCUAUAUCUCGUAGUCCUGGUAGAACAGAGAAUCCACCGAGUCCUGGUUCACGGUGGAAGAAGGGAAAACUGAUUGGCCGUGGGACAUUUGGCCAUGUAUACGUUGGUUUUAACAGUGACAGAGGUGAAAUGUGUGCGAUGAAGGAGGUUACCCUUUUCGCAGAUGAUCCUAAAUCAAAAGAAAGUGCAAAACAGCUGUGCCAGGAAAUAUCACUUCUGAGCCGACUGCAGCACCCAAACAUUGUGCGAUACUAUGGAUCUGAAACUGUUGAUGAUAAGCUUUACAUAUACCUGGAGUAUGUUUCUGGUGGAUCUAUACAUAAGCUUCUCCAAGAGUACGGCCAGUUUGGUGAACAGGCCAUUCGCAGUUAUACUAAGCAAAUACUUUUGGGCCUAGCUUAUUUGCAUGCAAAGAAUACAGUACACAGGGACAUCAAAGGUGCAAACAUAUUGGUAGACCCUAAUGGCCGUGUAAAGCUUGCUGACUUCGGGAUGGCAAAACAUAUCAAUGGGCAGCAGUGCCCUUUCUCAUUUAAGGGUAGCCCGUACUGGAUGGCUCCUGAGGUUAUAAAAAAUGCUAGUGGAUGUAACCUUGCAGUUGAUAUAUGGAGUUUAGGAUGCACGGUCCUAGAGAUGGCUACUUCAAAACCACCAUGGAGCCAAUAUGAAGGGAUUGCUGCAAUGUUUAAGAUAGGAAACAGUAAGGAGCUUCCGCCAAUACCAGAUCACCUCUCAGAAGAGGGGAAAGACUUCAUAAGAAAGUGCUUGCAACGCGAUCCAUCCAGCCGUCCAACAGCAGUGGAUCUUUUGCAGCAUGCAUUCGUACGAAAUGCACCACCACUUGAAAAAUCAUCUGCCUCUCAUCCACUGGAGGUGGAACAGUUGACGGCUAUAUCAUGCAGAACAAAUUCAAAGGUGGUUGAGCAUGCCAGAAAUAUGUCCUCGCUUGGUUUGGAAGGCCAAUCAAUUUUGCAGAGAAGAGCUGCCAAAUUUUCUUUGCCAAUUAGUGAUAUCCAUAUACGGAGUAACAUAUCUUGUCCUGUAUCUCCAUGUGGAAGUCCUCUUCUGAGAUCAAGAUCCCCACAACAUCAAAAUGGUAGAAUGUCACCUUCUCCAAUUUCUAGCCCCAGAACAACUUCGGGUGCUUCAACUCCUCUGACUGGUGGUAGUGGAGCUGUUCCUUUAAACCAUGUGAGGCAACCAGCUUACAGAAAUGAGGGCUUCACAGUCACAUCAAGAGGUUUUGAUGACCACAUACCUAGCCGGCCUGUUGAUCCAGUACAUGGACGUUUUAUUCGAGUGCAGCAAUUUUCUGCGGGCCGUCAGGAGAGGGUAGUCUCCGAAGCUGACAUUCUGAGCUCUCAAUUUGGAAAGAUGAGGCAUGCAAAUGUGUGGGAUUCGCAUGAUAGGCCAUUGCCUUCUGAGCGUUCCUCUCAGCAGUGCUUUGGGGAUCAUGUGAAGCUAAAACCUUCACUGGACUUGAGGUCUGGUCCUCGGCACCCUGGGCGCAACCAUGGCCAUUGAUUCUCUAGCUAAAGUUAAUGGAUAAGCUUUCAGUCGUGUCUAUGUGAUAGCUAGUGGUCCUAAGCUGGUUCACCAAAACCUUUAAUUGUAUCAUAGUAGAAGAGAUGUUCAUUAAUUAUUUCAGAUGCUGACAGUUGGCAGUGGAUAAAGAUUCUCCAAUGUCAAUCCCAUAUUCCCAUUACUCUAAAAAAAGAUGAAACAUGCCCUAUCUGGAAGGGGAUGUUGUAUACUAGACUGUCCAGAUACCGAAGGACCCAAAACAGUGACUCUGAACCUGUAUACUCUUACUCUCGUAUCUACAGCAAUUUAGUUUUCGUUUUCUUUUAUGGGUUUGGAGGCCAUUGUACAGAAGGGAACUCUCAACAAGAAAUCCAGAUUAAAAGGCACAGGAGAAAGCAAAUGAGCCAUUCACCAACCUUUUCUUUUUCUUUUUAAUCUUAUAACAGAUACAUAUAUGCCGGCUGCUCACUGUAAAGUGUUGAUUCAGCUCUGGUUGUAAUACCGGUUCGAUCCAUUAAACGUAUCCGUUACUCUGAAUAUCAUGUGAAGAGUCUAAUCGUUAAUCAAAUUAACUGGUCCAGUUCUAAAGCA
This is a messenger RNA of Sorghum bicolor (sorghum), 3960 nucleotides long. Its product is annotated as mitogen-activated protein kinase kinase kinase YODA. Gene Ontology annotation, biological process: protein phosphorylation. Gene Ontology annotation, molecular function: protein kinase activity; ATP binding. The record is from RefSeq and is a predicted model, not a curated record. The transcript is spliced from 13 exons. NCBI's taxonomy places the organism in Eukaryota, Viridiplantae, Streptophyta, Magnoliopsida, Poales, Poaceae. The coding region runs from base 682 to 3369 and encodes 895 amino acids.